Molecule: messenger RNA, 849 nt
Organism: Polychytrium aggregatum
Lineage: Eukaryota; Fungi; Chytridiomycota; Chytridiomycetes; Polychytriales
Product: nucleotide-diphospho-sugar transferase
Exons: 2
Coding region: 1-849 (282 amino acids)
Cellular component (GO): cytoplasm
Molecular function (GO): glycosyltransferase activity
Source: RefSeq, a predicted model, not a curated record
AUGGCUGUCUUCAGAAACUUUGCCUAUGUCACUCUGCUGACGUCCGAGUCGUAUAUCCCUGGCGCCGUCACCCUCGUGGCAUCGCUCAGGGCGACCGCCACUCAGUACCCGAUCGUCUGCAUCGUCGCCUCCGAGUCCUUCUCGGUCUACUCGGUCCAGCUGCUGUUCAGGACCUUCGACAAGGUCCUCUUUGUGCCGAUCCUGCGAUCCAACGAUCACUCCAACCUCUCGCUCCUCGGCCGACCCGAGCUCGACGUGACCUUCACCAAACUGCAUGUGUGGGAUCCCAGCCUGCUCGUUUAUGACCGCAUCGUCUUCCUCGACGCCGACACACUGGUGCUGAGGAACGUCGACGAGCUCUUUGACUAUGUCGACGAGGACCAUGUCAACUUUGCGGCGGCGCCAGACAUUGGAUGGCCCGACUGCUUCAACUCGGGAGUGUUUGUGACCAAGCCAUCGACGACGCUAUAUUCUCGCAUCAUCGAGUUUGCUCGGUCCUAUGGCAGUUUCGAUGGCGGCGACCAAGGCGUUCUGAAUUCAUUCUUUUCAUCCUGGAGCUACAUGCUGCCGCCCUCUCAUAAGCGAGCCACCAAAGCGAACGCUGUUCGGCUCCCCUUCAGCUUCAACGUCACUCCGUCGGCGUCCUAUUCGUAUCUGCCCGCUUUCAUGCAAUACGGAAACAAUGUCUCCAUCGUCCAUUUUAUCGGUGCCACUAAGCCCUGGCACUGGUCGAGGUUCACCGAUGGAACCGUCUGGAACACGUACGUAUCAUCUAUGCCCCAGAGCUCCGUUCGUCGCCUUCAUCACCACCAAGGCAUGCUUGGUCGUGCUGCAUCUUUGAUGGGUUGA